GCUGAUGAUGGAGUCGAUGCCGGUGAAUUGGGAAGCGCUUGACUCGCUCGUCGUCGAUUUCGCCAACUGCGAACGCCUCUUCUUCCUCGACUCCUCCUCCUCUCCCCCGACCUCCCCGCCAAUCUCUCCUUCCUCCUCCUCCUCACCCUCCUCCACUCCCAUCCCAUCCUCCUCCUCCUCCUCCUCCUCUUCCUACCGCUCGCGCCUCCUCAUUCGCCAGAUCCGACGGUCGAUCGAGGCCGGCGACGUCGAUGCCGCCAUCCAUCACCUCCGACUCCACGUGCCCACGGUCCUCGAUGAUCGCCGCAUCCUCUUCUGGCUCCAAAAGCAGAAAUUUAUCGAGCUUUUGAGGAGGGGGACCGAGAGAGAUCGUGAUUUGGCCAUCGAGUGCCUUCGCGUGGCUCUUGCUCCUUGUGCCCUCGAUGCAUACCCGGAAGCUUAUGAGGAGUUUAAACAUUUGCUCUUGGCAUUAAUAUUUAAUAAAGAAGAUCAAAAUUCUCCUGUGGCACAUGAGUGGUCUGAAAGAAGGAGAUUUGACCUUGCUGGACUGCUAUCUUCCAUUCUAAGAGCUCAUUUACAUGCCUAUGAUCCAGUUUUUUCUAUGACUUUGAGAUAUUUAAUAAGUAUUCAUAAAGUAUUUUGCUGCCGUCAAGGUGUUUCAUCCCCUAUAUCAGAUCUCACUGAGCGAUUGCUUCUAGAGGAUAGGGACCCUUCAGCAACCCCUCAAGAGAGUUUGUAUGAGGCACCUCCUUUUGAUGAAGUUGACAUUCAAGCCCUUGCACAUGCUGUGGAGCUGACAAGACAAGGAGCAAUUGAUAGCUUAAGAUUUGCUAAAGGGGAUUUAUAUCAGGCAUUUCAGAAUGAAUUGUGCCGGAUGAAAUUGGAUCUUUCAAUUCUUGACAAGCUUGUCCAUGAGUACUGUGUUUAUAGAGGCAUCAUUGAUGGAGUUUCUAAUUCUCCACCAGGGGAUUGCUCUUCAAACAUAGAAUGCACAAGUAGUAAACUCUCUGAUGGUGAAACUUCUGUGAACAAUGCUGAUGCUGAAGGUUUUCCGGAAUCUUAUGCUGAUGUCAUAAGCAUUGGUGAAUCAAGAUUUGCUAGCGAAGUGAUUAACAAUCAUGAAAAUUGCAGCAUUAGUGAUGUUAAUAAUCAAGAGACUUGUUAUAGAAGGUUGAGAAGGAGCAGAAAUUAUUCAACGGGACAUAGGAGACGAAAAAGGUGGAGGGGCCGGGUUGAGGAGCUGGAAUAUUCGCCACGUUCUUCUGUGCUGGGGAUACCGAAACCAGAAGUUAUGGGUUGGCCACCACGUGGUUCUGAGGAUACAAUUCAGGAAGAACUAGACUGCAAAAACUUGUCUUUCUCUGAGAGUUUGAAAAAUGUAGAGGAUCAUAAAUAUGAGAUUAUUUUAGAGAUGAGGGAACUGGCUUGCAAGGGAAUGGCUGCAAAAGUUGUGGAAGAAAUAAAUGCAAUAGAUCCAGACUUCUUUAUCCAAAAUCCUAAUCUAUUAUUUCAACUAAAACAGGUGGAGUUUCUUGCUCUUGUCCAUAGUGGUGAUCUUGCUGAGUCUCUCAAGGUCGCAUGUACUCAUUUAGGCCCUUUAGCUUCACAAAACCAAGAUCUGUUGAAGCCUUUGAAGGAAACUUUGUUGUGUCUGCUUAAGCCUAGUGAAGAUGCUUUUACAAAAGGGACUCCUUGGCCUAUCCUUGCCACAUCUCUGCAGGUUGCAAUGGGUAAGAAGUUUGGUAUUGAAGAACCACAACUUAUGAGGAUAGUGAGAGCGACACUUCAUACGCACAAUGAGUGGUUUAAGUUUCAGAUGUGCAAAGACCGGUUUGAACAAUUCCUGAAAAUAGAUCAACUGAAAGAUAUUGAUACUCCAAUGUCCAGUAAUCCUGCAGCGAAAGCAUUGUUAGAUGACACUGCAAAUGGAUCUCAGAUCACUAUAUGUUCAAGUAGCAAGAUGCAGGAAGAUGGUGGAAGCCCACAAGCAUCAUCUGGCGAAAAUGUUUGCGAUGAAAAUGCAAUACUUAAAGUUAUGGAAUUCCUGGCUUUGCCGCGGGCUGAUGCGAUUCAUCUUCUCAUGCAAUACAAUGGGAAUGCUGAUACUGUCAUUCAGCAGAUAUUCUCUUAGUUUGUCAUGUAAAUCGUGAUCGAAGAUUUGUCAGGUUUUUUUUUUUUAUAUAGUACAUUUUUUAUUGGAUUGGUUUCACAGAUAUACUUAAUGUGUUUUUCUCGGUGUACUACAGAAGCCUAAUAUGCUCUCACACCAAACUGUAUAAUUAUUUCUAUGCUCUUCAUAGAAUCAAUCCUAUGUUCGUAAACAUCACGUGUCUGUAAUUGACAUAUGCCAACGACUUGGUGUAUUCAGGAGCAGUCAUGAUCCUGA
Messenger RNA from Musa acuminata subsp. malaccensis (wild Malaysian banana), 2386 nucleotides. RefSeq lists its product as uncharacterized. Gene Ontology annotation, biological process: proteasome-mediated ubiquitin-dependent protein catabolic process. Lineage: Eukaryota; Viridiplantae; Streptophyta; Magnoliopsida; Zingiberales; Musaceae. Gene Ontology annotation, cellular component: nucleus; cytoplasm. The record is from RefSeq and is a predicted model, not a curated record.